This is a messenger RNA of Culex quinquefasciatus (southern house mosquito), 804 nucleotides long. RefSeq lists its product as uncharacterized. The coding region runs from base 374 to 709 and encodes 111 amino acids. The record is from RefSeq and is a predicted model, not a curated record. NCBI's taxonomy places the organism in Eukaryota, Metazoa, Arthropoda, Insecta, Diptera, Culicidae. The transcript is spliced from 2 exons.
UCGUGUUUAGCUACAAUGAAGUGCAUCGUACCGUCCUGUACCACGGAUUUUCACCAAAUUCCCGUAGGAAUCACGCAACAUCGGUUCCCUGUUGACGAAAUCCGCCAAGCUCAGUGGUUUGAAGCUAUUCUCGCGGCCGAAAACUGCCAUCCAAACGUCCUAUCAACGGUCAACUUUAAGCGUGAUCGAAUUUGUUCGAAGCAUUUUCACAUCGCAUUCUUCUAUAAAGUGAACGAUCAAAUAAGGUUGUACAAACAUGCAACGCCAUUCGCAGAACCGCAACGGAACAGACCCAACAGCGUCACCGAGGCAUCAGUAGCGGCUCGGGCAGUCCCACAUCCGUACAUCGCUGCCUGCAGACCAGGUGCGGUGAAUGCGGGGUCAGCAGCGACAGUUAACAAUCAACCAGUUAGCGGCGACCUUCCCGAAACCGAUGUUCCAAUCGCUGGGCUUUCGGUGGCAUUGCACGGCCGUCGAGGUCAACGAGUUCCCGCUAAAACUUUGCCUAACUCAGGCCACGUCGCCGUGUCCGGUGUCAGCUAUCGGAUUGCUGAUCCAUCCGUCCGUCCAGCUCAGCCGGUCAUCCACCAGAGAUUUAAUCCCUACGCUACCCGCGUCGUGCAUCCAGUGCCUCGUUCGGGCCGCGCCGCUAUCCCCGGUACAGGCAUUCGGGAUGCUGCCAUUGGCCAUGGGCCAUUGGUGCGGAUAAACGGCGACCCGGGUCAACAAGCGUUCUGUAACACCGUACUCGGAUUGGGUACUGUGAAUGACAUUCCGAACACACACAUCGGCCGUACAGGUCAA